Drosophila kikkawai is the source of this 1871-nucleotide messenger RNA. It is a transcript of the gene Hs2st, whose product is annotated as Heparan sulfate 2-O-sulfotransferase. NCBI's taxonomy places the organism in Eukaryota, Metazoa, Arthropoda, Insecta, Diptera, Drosophilidae. Gene Ontology annotation, cellular component: membrane. Gene Ontology annotation, molecular function: heparan sulfate 2-sulfotransferase activity. The record is from RefSeq and is a predicted model, not a curated record.
UGGCAGCCAGCUGAUCGACGCACGUUUAACAACACUGACCCCGAAGCAAUUGCAGAAAAAUCGGAAAACAAUGCAAAACAGGGAACUGCGGUGAAGCGCCUGCUGGAAAUGAGCUGCAGAUUUGGAAACCAGUAAAAGCGCCAUGUUCAGGAAACUGCUCAGGAUGUGGGUACUGCUGCGACCUACCCACUGGCUAAUCUUGAUUGCCCUGUGCGUGCUUACCUGCGCUGGAUACUGGUUGCUCUGGUCGGAGAUUCGCUUUGAACACGCCUUUAAGCCACUGUCCAAGCUGACCACCAGUGGCAGCCCACAGGCGGAUGCACAUGCCCCGCCCGCGGACGACUUCGACUACGAUGCCGAUCUGGUGGUGCUGUAUAACCGCGUGCCAAAGACGGGAUCCACCAGCUUCGUGAACAUUGCCUACGACCUGUGCAAGCUAAACAAAUUCCAUGUGCUGCACAUCAAUGUGACUGCCAACAUGCACGUCCUGUCGCUACCAAACCAGAUACAGUUCGUGCGCAACGUGUCCCGGUGGCACGAGAUGAGACCAGCCCUCUUCCACGGCCACAUGGCCUUCUUGGACUUUUCCAAGUUCCAAAUCGCCCACAAGCCCAUCUACAUAAACUUAGUGCGUAAGCCUCUGGACAGACUUGUCUCCUACUAUUACUUCCUUCGCUUCGGCGACAACUACAGACCGAAUUUAGUGCGCAAGAAGGCGGGCAAUAAAAUAACCUUUGACGAAUGCGUGGUGCAGAAACAACCCGACUGUGAUCCCAAGAACAUGUGGCUGCAAAUACCCUUCUUCUGCGGCCACGCUGCAGAGUGCUGGGAGCCCGGCAGCACCUGGGCCUUGGAGCAGGCCAAGCGCAAUCUGGUCAACGAGUACUUUCUAGUCGGCGUCACCGAGCAAAUGUAUGAGUUUGUGGAUCUGCUGGAGAGGUCACUUCCAAGAAUUUUCCAUGGCUUUCGCGAGCACUAUCAAAACUCAAACAAAUCUCAUCUACGUGUGACGUCGUCCAAGCUGCCGCCCAGCGAGCUAACAAUUCAAGCAAUUCAAAAGACAAAAAUCUGGCAAAUGGAAAACGAUCUCUACGAAUUUGCACUGGCCCAGUUCGAGUUCAACAAGAAAAAGCUAAUGCAGCCGGACAACAAGCAUCUGCAGAAAUUUAUGUAUGAAAAAAUACGGCCAAAAUGAUUGCAGAGGCGACGCCGGCGGAGUCGAGGACCUAGACUCAGGUCCUCGACUCGUGAACAGGCUCUUAUGUUUGUAUUGUAAAUACGCGCAUCCCCCCCAUGAGAUUUGAUCCUGUACUUAAAGAGCAACCUAACACUUAAGCGACACUAAAGACUUUAGCAGUGAAUAUCGUUGGCAUAUUUCAUAAUCAUAAUAAGACCUUCUCUAGUUGAAUGUAAGUAAGCAAUAUCUAGCAACAAUUGUCUGCACAAUAUCUCUUGGUUUAGUCAAAUGUACGUUUUAUACUCGACAAUACAGAUAAUGAAUAUGGAGUAAGUAGUUCGAUGUAGCCAUAAGUUUAUUCACACUCACUGAUAGUUGACCCUAGAGACCUAAGACCACACUCAAUAAUUGUAACUGUCAUAAUAGGGUAGGCUUAAGCGAUCAAAUGAAUUUGACAUUCAAAUUAAAUGCAUGUAAAUAGUGGAUAAUUGAUUGUCUAUUCCAUAUCAACAGCUGUCGCUGGGAUUGCGUGUUCGCAAAUUGAUUAAUGCCAUUCAUAGCCGGGUUACUGUUUAGUUUCAGCACGCUGUACUUUGACUAAGCUAAUUGCAAUAAUCGGGACGGACUUUAAAGGCUGACGUAGCUCCUCCAUGGGCGAAGGUGACUGACUGACUGGGUAACCGUCAGACGAAGC